AUGUUCCCCAAAGUCGCACUCACCUCUCUGCUCCUGCUUGCUAUGAGCGUCGCGGCGACGCCUGUCGCCGUCCGCGACACGCUCAUCACGCUUCCGUUCGCGAAACACAUCAACAGUAGCGGUUCUGGAACUAUCGUGCAGCAAGACAAGGCCCGCAUUAAGCAACUCGUUGCGAGGUUCAAUGGUGAUACUGAGUUCCAGGAAGAUGUGGGCUCUGUCCCCGUGACGAACCAGGUGGUUUCGUAUAUCGUUUCGCUUGGCGUUGGAUCUCCGCCGACGAAGUACAACUUGGUCGUUGAUACUGGCAGUUCUAAUACCUGGGUUGGAGCCGGUACGGCAUAUGUGAAGACUUCGACUUCGACUAGCACCGGAGAGAGUGUUAGCGUUCCAUACGGUUCCGGUAGCUUUUCUGGAACGGAGUACACCGACACUGUCACCCUCGGUGCUGGGUUAGUCAUCACCAAGCAGAGCAUCGGUGUCGCCAGCAGUGUCACCGGCAUUAGUGGUGUUGACGGUAUUCUCGGUAUUGGCCCCGUCGACCUGACCGAAGACACUGUCUCUGGCACGUCGACCGUUCCGACUGUCGCCGACAACCUCCUAACUCAGGGUAUCAUCUCGUCGAAGGUCAUCGGUGUCUCGUUUGCCCCCGCGACGUCCGAGAGCUCGGCGAACGGAGAGCUCACCUUCGGCGGUACCGACUCGAGCAAGUACACCGGUUCUAUCACCUACACCCCCCUGACUAGCACCGCCCCCGCUUCGAAGUACUGGGGCAUCGACCAGUCGAUCACCUACGGUACUACCUCCAUUCUCACCAACACAGCAGGCAUUGUAGAUACCGGUACCACCCUCCUCUACAUCGCAACCGAGGCGUUCAACAGAUAUGUCGAGGCCACCGGGGCGAAGCAAGAUGCUCCGACGGGCUUUUAUACGAUCACUGCGGCGCAAUAUGGCGCGUUGAAGACGUUGAACUUCAAGAUCGGCGGUGCCACGUUCGGGCUCACGGCUAAUGCUCAAAUCUGGCCGCGUUCGCUCAACAGCGCCAUCGGCGGAGACCCCGGCACCAUCUACCUCAUCGUCAGAGAUUCUGGAGCCAAAACCGGCUCUGGCCUUGACUUCAUCGAUGGACAGGCCUUCCUCGAGAGGUUCUACACCGUAUACGACUCGUCCAAGAACCGGUUCGGUAUUGCUACUACCGGCUCGACUUCUGCGACGUCGAAUUGA
Molecule: messenger RNA, 1221 nt
Organism: Stereum hirsutum FP-91666 SS1
Lineage: Eukaryota; Fungi; Basidiomycota; Agaricomycetes; Russulales; Stereaceae
Product: family A1 protease
Exons: 9
Coding region: 1-1221 (406 amino acids)
Biological process (GO): proteolysis
Molecular function (GO): aspartic-type endopeptidase activity
Source: RefSeq, a predicted model, not a curated record